Messenger RNA from Synchiropus splendidus (mandarinfish), 2403 nucleotides. RefSeq names its product RAN binding protein 3b (gene ranbp3b). Gene Ontology annotation, biological process: protein export from nucleus. Gene Ontology annotation, molecular function: GTPase activator activity. Gene Ontology annotation, cellular component: nuclear pore; cytoplasm. NCBI's taxonomy places the organism in Eukaryota, Metazoa, Chordata, Actinopteri, Syngnathiformes, Callionymidae. The coding region runs from base 139 to 1683 and encodes 514 amino acids. The record is from RefSeq and is a predicted model, not a curated record. The transcript is spliced from 17 exons.
CAGGAUUGGAAGUUCUGACCUGUUGUCAUGACCCAGUUGAAGGUUGGAGAACCACCAGUUCUGCUAAAGGAAUCACUCUGGGGGCUGUAGAAUCAGGCUGACCUCACCUCCGAUGACCUUCUCCGAUCUACAAAGGUCAUGUCUAAGUUCUUCCACGACAAGCCUGCCAUAGCGCCUCCUGUGUUUGUUUUUCAAAAAGAUAAAGCACAGAAGCGGUCUGCUGACGGCUCGAGUGCCGAGGAUGGAGAAGAUUCAGAUAAAGAAGAGGGAAGCUACUGUCCUCCUGUCAAAAGGGAGAGGACAUCAUCAUUCCCACCCCCACAUUCUGUUUCCAAGAACAACGUGUUCAUGCCCUCAAGUUUCAGCCACUCUCCGACUGGGAAUUCAGACUCUGAGCCAGAGGAAAAGCCAGUGGCGUUUCGCUUGAAGCCUCCGACUCUUAUACACGGACAAGCGCCCAGUUCAGGCGUCCCUAGUCAGAAACCCAAGGAGCAGCAGCGCAGUGUUCUCCGCCCAGCAGUUCUUCAAGCUCCGCCCUCAAAAUCACAUUUAGAGUCCAACUCGAGUUGUGGUACCAACGGUGUGAAAAAGUCGUCGGAUGGAGAUCAAGGAACUCAGUCACUUUUCUUGAACAACACAGAGCACUCAUCAAAAUCACAGAAAUGUGGAAAUGAGGAGGACGAAGGAAGUGAUGACAAAGAUGGAGCAGAAAAAGAGAAGAAGGAGGCGGACGUAGCAAUAUCUUUUGUGUUUGGUCAGAAUAUUAAAGACCGAGCAAAGUUGGACGUCAACAACACAGAAGAAAAGUCCAAGGGUGGAGUUCCGGCGGACUCUCAAUCAGAGGGCACAAAUUAUUUCCUACAGUACAUCUCCACUCCAAGUUCAAAAAACGCCACGAACAGUACAGACAGUGGGGCGAAGUUUGUUUUUGGGCAGAACAUGUCGGAACGAGUUCUGAGUCCGCCCAAAGGUGAGUCUUCAGUGGAGGAGAAUAAAGAGAUUUCAGUGGCUCCCGUGUCAGAGCCGUCGUCGCAGGAACCCACCCCGGAGAAAGCGAACAGCGUGUCGGAGUCGCUGGAGGAGUCUGCAGCAGCAUACACCAAAGCCACAGCCAAGAAGUGCAUCUUAGAGAAAGUCGAUGUCAAAACCGGAGAGGAGUCUGAAAGCAACGUUUUACAGAUGCAGUGCAAGCUAUACGUUUUUGAGAAGACUGCCCAGUCGUGGAUAGAAAGAGGUCGAGGUUUACUCAGGCUCAACGACAUGGCAUCGACAGAUGACGGCUCGCUACAGUCCAGACUGGUGAUGAGGACUCAAGGGAGCCUCCGGUUGAUCCUCAACACUAAACUGUGGCCCCAGAUGCAAGUGGACAAGGCCAGCGACAAGAGUGUACGAGUCACUGCCAUGGACACAGAGGACCAGGGGGUCAAGGUCUUCCUAAUAUCAGGUAGCUCAAAGGACGUGGGGCAGCUAGCCGCCGCAUUACAUCAUCGUAUACUGGCCCUGAAGAGCCGAGUGGAGCAGGAGCCCGAGACCCCGGCCACGACCAUCCCAGAGGCAGAAGUACCGCAGUCUAAUGAGGAGGACAGCGACGAAGAAGACAAUGCCUCCGCCUCCGCUUCCACCUCCACUCCUGCAACAAGUAACUCAGAGGGCGGAGAGAGCCAGACGGCCGGGAGCACAUAGCGUCUUUCAGUCGGACGGCCUGCUGGGAUGAUGCUGCUGCUGCUGCCGAGGCAUUUUACUGGUAGGCAUCUCAAUGGACACCCUCGACCAACACGGUCCUCCAGACCAGUACUUUUGGAUAUUAGAAGUCUAGCUCCAGGAAUUAACCCCUCGUGCCGGAGUGUCUCACCCAACCUGUGCAGUUCAUCUUCUCUGCAAUCAUACAUGGAGUCGAUUCUUCCCGCCCUCCUCCUGUUUUUGUGUUUUGACUAUUUUUUCUACUCCUCUCCCCGAUGGCAAAAAAUAAAGACUUCAAAUCUUUGGUUUGGGACUUUUCUGCUCAUCAUAUUGAUGAGUGUAAGGGUGUGUUCCUCUACAUUUUAAGGUAUGGCACAUGUUGAGACUGCAGUUUCUACUUUGGGACCUUUUUACUCACUGAACCUCUGCAGGCCACACGUCCAGAGGAGGCUUCAACCACCGCGUGUUUGACUAGUCAUCAAGUCCGAGUCCGACACCGGGUCCAGCCCUGUACCCCCUCCACCUCCUCCCCCGCCCCUCCCCCACCUCCGACAUCCCAACCAGUCUGUGCAUUACGUUUUGGCAGAUGUAAUUUAUUUUUGCCGUCGUUUUCCAUGAGGCGUCACAACAUGUAAUGACUAGCCAAAACCAUGUGAGUUCAUCACUAGCAGUUUGUAAUAUUUCCUAUUGACAUAUAAUAUAGUGAAUAAAAGACUGAAACAA